Molecule: messenger RNA, 624 nt
Organism: Drosophila takahashii
Lineage: Eukaryota; Metazoa; Arthropoda; Insecta; Diptera; Drosophilidae
Product: ubiquitin-conjugating enzyme E2-18 kDa
Source: RefSeq, a predicted model, not a curated record
ACAAAAUCCAGCAGAAAACUCCCACACACGCAGACACACAAGCCACUUACACCCACUAACGCACAGAAACACAGAGAAAACAUGGCCAAAAAGGAAGAGCUCCUUAUGGACGGGCCCAAGCGGCUGAACCGCGAGCUGGCCCUGAUGCUGGAGGACAAGCAGAACCUGCAGUUCCGCAACCUGAUGGUGGAGCCGAACAACAUCUACAAGUGGACGGGGCUGCUGAUGCCGGUGGCCCCGCCCUACGACAAGGGCGCCUACAAAAUGGAGAUCGACUUUCCGCUGGACUAUCCGUUCAAGCCGCCCCGCAUCCACAUAAACACGAGGAUGUACCAUCUAAAUGUCAACGAACGCGGGCAGAUUUGUGUGCCCAUCCUGGAGAUCGAACACUGGAUUCCAACGACACGGAUCGAUCAGGUCCUGCAGGUCCUGCUGGCCACCAUCAAUGAUCCGCAGCCGGAAAAUGCGUGGCACAUGGAAAUGGCCGGCGAGUACCUGAAUGAUCCGGUGCGAUUCUUCAAAAUGGCCGAUGCCUGGGUGCAGAAGUACAGUGAAAAACGACCCACCGAGGAGGAAUUGGCCAAGUUCGCCCGAAAACGCAAGAAGGCAAUGUCGAAGGAUUAG